UAAUACAAGUUAAAAUUUUCAGUUGCAGGACUAGGUUAACCCAGUUUCUUGCCAAAAUGACAGAAGACAUUUGUCAGACCUCAGAGAAAACCAAAUAACUUUCAAGUUUUAAAGAGCAAAGCAUUUAGACCCUGAUAUGUCAGCAGGAUGGUUGAUUGCGGUUGCAGCAAUGUGGGGGGCCACAAAUCCCUUCAUCAAGCAGGGAAGCAGUGGCAUUGAAAAUGUGAAAGAAAAUGGCAAAGUGCGACAAUUCCUGAUGGAGCUCAAAUUUCUCAUAUUCAACUGGAAGUAUCUUGUACCAUUCCUGAUAAAUCAAGGUGGUUCUGUGCUGUACUACAUUACACUAGCCUCAGCUGAACUCUCCCUUGCUGUGCCAAUAACCAACUCCCUUACCUUUCUAUUUACCAUCAUAUCUGGCCGGUUUCUAGGAGAUAAAAUUCAUCACUGGGAAACCUAUGUAGGGAUGCUACUGGUUUUGGCUGGAGUUGCACUGUGUGUUUCCGACAAAAUGUGACAAAAACUCGACAAGUUCAUUGACUGUGAUACUACAAACUCAAAGAUUAUAAGUUAUGCAGCGUCAUAAAAUAUGAUAAUGUUUUAUUGUUUACAUAUUACUGGUUUUGUUAGCAUGAUUACUGGUAGUUAAUAAAACAUAUCAAAAUUAUAAAAAAAACAGUCUUUUAUGUUAAGAUUUCCAAUAAAAUAUAUAUGUACGAGUACCUUUCUAACACAUGACAUACAUGCUUGCUCUCUCUCAGUGAGUCUCUGGCAGAAGAGAUGUGUUUAUAUUCUUAACCUUUUAUAGUGGUUAAAACAGGCCCAAUUCAUGUGAAUUUAAUAAUUGUCUACCAUGAUUAUUUUUUUCUCAUGAUGUGUCCUAUUAGCAUUAUUAUAUGAAUAUUUAAUUUUUUUCUGUUCAUUCAUUAAAUUUUUUAAUUCUUUGU
Messenger RNA from Saccostrea cuccullata (small rock oyster), 944 nucleotides. RefSeq names its product transmembrane protein 234 homolog. The coding region runs from base 137 to 514 and encodes 125 amino acids. NCBI's taxonomy places the organism in Eukaryota, Metazoa, Mollusca, Bivalvia, Ostreida, Ostreidae. The record is from RefSeq and is a predicted model, not a curated record. The transcript has 5 exons.